GCGCAGUCGACAGAGCACAAAAAGCCGGUGGAACAACACCAUCAGCGGAGAUAGUAACAAGAAGUGAACAGGUUCUUUGGCAAUAGGAUGUUCGGAAGUGUGACUUGCGGCGCCCUGGAACCCUUUUUGUCGGUCGAUGGCGUCGACGAGAUUUUCAACGGCGUAGAAAAGAAGAAGAAGAAAGUACGGGUGCUUAGAUGGAGCAGCAACGAUGGCGACAGGGACAGAGAUUGCGACAGCGACUGCGACAGCGACUGCGACUGGGCGAUCGUGGUUGCAACCAGCGAAUUCGACUCGAAAACCUACCACGUGCACCGCAGCGUCCUCGGCGCGGGGCCCAGGAAAAGUGUCUUUUUCUCGAAACUCUUUCGGAAAGGAAACAAGGCCGGAAGCAACUCGACGAGGAUCCAAUUGGAUGAGCAGGAUGCCGAGUCGUUCCCGCUGUUUCUCGAUUUUGUAUACGGUGCAGCCCCCGGUGCCGACGAAAGCAACUCCAAGUCGCUGAAACUGAACGUAAGAGAAGACUUUGGUGCGCCAAACGCGGUUUCCUUAAGACACUUAGCAAAGGUAUUUGACUGCGAAGGUCUUACUCUUGCCGUAAAUACAUUCAUUCAAAAGGAUCUUUCUCUUCGGACGGGACCGGUGUAUCUUGUAGAAGCCCACCAUUAUGAAGACAACCGACUCAUCGAGUCUUCCAAGAGAUUGUGCAUCGAAAAUUUUGCGCUAUUGGAUACGAGAGCGAUUGUAGGUCUUCCCCCGGAACUCUUCCAAUCCGUCAUGUCCGGGGUCAUCAGGAGAGCCAAGAGCGCUCACGAAAGUACUCCCGAAGAAGAAAACGCGCUUGGUUACCAUGUCGGCGAGGUCGUUUGCCAAUACUUUGAAAAAAAUCCCCAUGAACUGAGCGCCCCACUGCUUCUAGAGCUCACGGAUGAGGAGGUCAUAAAGGAAAUUGCACCAGAACCAGCCAUUGGGAUAACGGCACUGAUCCGAGACUUGGAUGCAAAGGAGAUAAGACCAAAUUCAGGGGAAUGGAGGGGCGUCGUUGGACUUUCUCAGCGUUGUGCACGGGCUAUAGUACGGGAAUACGGUUGGAAAGAUUUUAAUGUCAAAUCGGCACUAGAGGAAUAUCUCUACGGACCAUGUGCUGAUGGCGAUUCUUCCUCUACAAAACUGGAUUCCUUACUUUUUGCCACGUCCUUUGCGGCAACUCUAGAGGGCGCUCAAAACGAGACGAGGACGCCAUUCAAAAAACAGGGAGUAAGACUUCAACAACAAAACGAUGAACUGCAACGGCAAAAUCAGAAACUGAAAGAAGAAGUGGAUCAAUACAAGAGCAUGGCAGCAAGCACAAAAGAAGAAUACUUGCUCCUAAAAGAGCAAGUGAAGAGUCUAAAGCGGCGGCAAAAUUUUUGAUUCGACAAACCCUCUUGCACCGUAUGAGACGUGCACUAUCAACAACAUCAAGCCGCCGGGGGGGAUAAGGAUUUCAAUGUGGAUAGUAGCAUUCAUAAUGCAUAAAGUACUACUUGCACCUGCACAAACUCCAUUUCUUUUGCUCGUUGCGUUUCUUGUUUGCAGCGUUUAUGAUUUGUUACUAGAAAUCCGUCCUGGGAAUAUUGGUAAUGCUUGUAGUAGUAGUACUAGUACUACUGUCUUGCAUUCGACAGGUAAACUUUGCUGUUGACGUUCUAUUCUUUUGCUAUUUCGUACUAGUGUGGCAAUGUAUCAUUUUUGCCUCACAAGACACAAGAAUGAAGCACAGCAAAGAAAAAGUGGUAAUGGUUCUAUUUCUUGUUCUUUUACUCGUAGUAUAAUAGUAGUAGUGAGUGAAGUUGAUUCAAGGGGUUCAAAUCUAACCUUCACUUCUAAUAUAACUGAUACCACUGC
Pseudo-nitzschia multistriata is the source of this 1887-nucleotide messenger RNA. Lineage: Eukaryota; Bacillariophyta; Bacillariophyceae; Bacillariales; Bacillariaceae. The record is from the annotation of a GenBank genome assembly.